UUUUGUCAAGUUAAAGUUUUGCACUCUACCUCAAGGUCUACAGCAAGACCAAGUGCGUGUAUGAGCUGAAUACGCUCAAGCCCUGUCAUGCAUCAGUCCAAGACGGUGGUCCACACACUGACUGAAGGAAGCAAAGCUUUCCCCUACGGCCGUCAUCGCUAGCCUGCACCGCCCGCUCCCCCCAGCCGCUCUUCAGAGACAGAAAGCGCCUGUUCGGGUUUCGUUGGUUUUAAGAAACAUUAUGCGCCUCAUCAAGCGUCAAAUGACAACGAUGUGCAAGAGGUGGCUGUGUCAUAUUCAACGUGAUACUUGGAACUCGCUUGCAGCUUUGGUUGUGACACCUGAAUCUUAGAGGGGGAAAAAAAAAUACUCGGCGUAUUUCUUUGAAAGAAAGCAAAGAUGAAACAACAUUAAAAGGAAGCGGCAUGUUCGCGUAACAUUUUUUAACAGCCCAAAAGGACGCAGCUCCCCCGACGUAUGAUUCAGAGAAAUCCGCAGCAGAUCUAAAACAAUGACGGCGUUAUGGAGCCCCAGUUCGGCCGAGGAUAAUCACAUGACGAGAUGUCAUAUGACAGGGGAAGCCCAGCGGCUCCAGCUGUGCCCGGGGCUGCCAGCGCCACUUCUCAUGAAUGAAAGCAAGCCGAGCGCAUAGCUCCGGCGACCCUGGUUUGCUUCACUUCUGGAGCGAGAUGGCCCGCUGCCUGACGCCGUGGCUGUGCGCGGUGAGCGCUGUUUGCCUGCUGGGAAUGGCCGUCGGCCAGACGACGCUUGCCCCCGUGGUGACCAACACCACAGGAAGUGGGAACGCCACUGUGACCACGGAGGUCCCUCCCAGCACAGCGGCUCCAGACUGCUCCGCCGUCAACACCUCCAGCUGUGUGGCCUGCGCCCCCGGCUCCUAUUACGACAACGGUACGCUGGCGUGCUCGUGCUGCCCAGAGCGCGGGCUGUGUGUGGCUCAGAGCAACUGCCUGCCCUGUUCCAGGGGGCACUACCAACCUCUGGCCGCUCAGGACCUCUGCCUGCCUUGCAGCCAGGGCUUCUACACCAACUCCACCGGCAGUCCCGUGUGUCUCUCCUGUCCAGCAGGCACCUUCGGCAACUCCACUGGCUCGCAGGCGUGCACAGCCUGCUCUCCAGGAUAUUACACGUCUCGCCAAAACGCCACUUCCUGUGAUCCUUGCCCACUGGGAACCUUCUGCAACUCCUCCAGCUGUGCCCAGUGCCAGCCCUGCCCGGGGGGCGCAGAGUCCCUGAAGCCCGCCUCCAGGGAGUGCACGCCCUGUCGCCCAGGAAUGUACAAGGAGCCCCACGAGACCAUCUGCAGGAUCUGUAACAGUGGCUUCUUCCAGAUCCACUGGGGCCAGGAGAGCUGCGAGAUCUGCCCCAAGGAUCACUACUGUCCCAGCCCUGACGUGAUCCCCAUUCAGUGUCCUGCCGACGCCUUCUGUCCCAAGGGCAGCACUGCCCCUGGGUACUGCAUGGAGACCUUCCUGCGCAAGGCAGGAGACACCUGCGAGCUGGCGCCCGUCACCAUCGCCCUGCUGGUCAUCGCAGGAGGCUUGGCGCUCUUCGUCGUCGCCCUGCUCGUCCUGCGGCGCAAGAGGGAGAGGGACAGGGAGCUGGCUGUGGAGCGGGCACCCCUCCUGCGCAAAGAGAGGCCGCCGGGCCGCGGGUACGGGGGGGCUCAAGACGCCGAGCCCGUCUACGCGGGCUGGUAACGCCAGGGCACACCCCGCACGAGCCCCACUCCCGGACGCCGGUUGACACCUGCCCCCCCGAGCUGAAAGGAAGCACACAAGGACGGAGGGGGUGUUUUUAUCUGUUUUCUUAGUCUCCCGGGUGCGCGGAGUGAUUCCGGCUUCGGCUCACAGGAUUUCGUCCAGCCCUCACGAAGAUGAGAAGCACUAACAGACGUCGGUUUGACCGCCAUUGGUUUCGAUUGAAGUAGAGGUCAGGCAAGAACAUAGCGGCCAAGAGGCAUUUCCUUCGCGAGCCCCAGGCGCUAAAGUUCCUACCGUCUGAAUGUUGGGCUCCUGGACCUUUUCAGAGUGUCUGUCUCUCCUGUGGCAUAUUUCAGCCCCACACAACGCUUACAAAACCAGGCCCUUGUGGCAGGCUCUGUCAGGGUUUAGUUUGUCUGUGCUGAAUUAUAGUCUCCCUCUUCCUCCUCGAAUCAAGUGGCAGUCCGCUUUCAAGGGGUUCAUCAGCCCUGGGUGGCCUCCAUCCGCGUCAUGUACAGUGAUUCACAGCACAGUCAUGUCGGCGUGACGCGACGGAGUAAAACUACAGCUUAACACUAAGCAAAGCGGAGCAGAUGGGCUCUGCAGGUCUCCUUGCUGGUCGUUCGUGUCGAAGGGCAGCGUUUAUACUGCAGGACACUUCCUCAGCAUGUUUCCGAGGGCGUAUUUCACACCCCUCCAUGUCCUUUAAAAAGGUUCUGUCUGUACUGGGAAUCACGGCCCAAUCCUGCCAAUGACUGCAUUCUAAAGCACUGAUUCUGCACUUAAUACCACUUUAAACCUUACUAUUGAGUUUUCUGAGAUGUCUGCUGAGGAAAGCAAUCUAAACUGUUUACUUCUGAGGUUUGGGUAAGACAAAAUGUAGUUAAGCCAAGUUCCUUUAGUGAAUGUUUUAUUUUUGUUGCUGUUUGCCUGUGGUCCUGAGUGAAUGUUUUCUGUUUCAUUUUGAAUUCAUCUGAGCUGCAUGAUAGAAAAGUCUUUAGUCAAUAUAUUAAUAUUAAACUCUGUUUAGAAAGAGACUUAAUCCCUAUUGCUCAUUUUGAGUUCUUUACAAAUGCCUUAAUAUAAUCUCCAGAAUGUUAAAUGCCAGUUUCUGAAGCCUAAGCCUGCUGUGCGAUAAAAUUCUCUCAGAAAGUGCCACAGGCAGUCUCCUGCACAUUCCUUGUUCCUAUGAACUGGUGGCCAUGCAGUUUCAAAUAGAUUUUGUUGUACUUGAAACAAACAAAAAAAAAAACUCACGAUCUUUUAAAAAUGAUUCUAUUCCUCCCAAGUGCUGUAGGUAGAAGAAUGUUUUUCUUUUCUCGUGAAAGUACGUGCUGGUUUGCACAAUGUUUCUGCUCAUCUUGGACUUUAUCAACCACUAAGAAGCUCAGGACUAAUGAUAAUUACUCAACCCAUGGUGAUGAGCGGAAAAAUUAGUGGUGUGAUAAGAGUUUGCCCAACCGCUACUUUUAGAUUAUUUUUACUUCCAGGAACGCUCCCUGUGCCAUGAAAGGAUUGCAUGGAGCAGAGACUGUCCUGUGCCAGGGCUGCGACGCUACCAAAGACGUGCGCUGUUAAGCAUCAGUGCAGGUCUUUGACAAGUUUGGAGUGUGCAUUGCAGCAGCUGCACUCUAAUGCUCCCUUUAGGAAACAGAGCAGGUGCUGACGGGGACAGAUCUGGCUCCACCUCCAUAGGGGGAAGGCAGGUGGGGGAAAAGAAAAAGGUGCAAAUUCCAUACUGGACCUGUGUUCCAGACCUGUAUUGGACCUAGGAGUGUCCCAGUGCUGGAGCAGGGAGAGUCUCACUUCUUCUCGUCUACAAUCAUUCGAAAUCAGUAUCUUAAUUUAAGAAAAUAUAUGCAGUUUGUAUUUUUAAAAAGUUGAUUUUUUUUUAUUGGCUGUGGUAGGGCCCAGCAACAUUUAAGAUUAUUUCCAAAUAAAACACAGUGGAGGAAAGUGAUGCUGUAGUUGGUCAAGGCAGCAGUGGAGCAGGGUUCCAGAGCUGGGCUCGGUACCAGCUGGGCCACAGCUUCAGCCUCAUUCUAAAACUCGACAGCUGGAGUUUGAUGCUUAUUGGCAAGAAGCAGCUUUCAAACACUGUUAAAGUCUGUAUGAAGUGAAUGAAAAUGUAUUUGAAGAGGUACAGAUUGUAAAGCCUUUUUUAAAUAAAAAUUAUUUACAUUU
This is a messenger RNA of Lepisosteus oculatus (spotted gar), 3908 nucleotides long. RefSeq names its product furin-like protease 2. NCBI's taxonomy places the organism in Eukaryota, Metazoa, Chordata, Actinopteri, Semionotiformes, Lepisosteidae. Gene Ontology annotation, molecular function: protein binding. The record is from RefSeq and is a predicted model, not a curated record.